Pogona vitticeps (central bearded dragon) is the source of this 1387-nucleotide messenger RNA. It is a transcript of the gene THAP5, whose product is annotated as THAP domain containing 5. Gene Ontology annotation, cellular component: nucleus. Lineage: Eukaryota; Metazoa; Chordata; Lepidosauria; Squamata; Agamidae. The record is from RefSeq and is a predicted model, not a curated record.
CUUAAGGGCGAAGGAGUGUGGGCAGGGGGGGAAGAAAAGAGGAGGCGUCCUCCACGCCAGCCACCGGCUGGGACACGCCUCGGCCAUGCCUCGCUACUGCGCAGCCACCUGUUGCAGGAACCGAGCGGGGCAGAGCGCCCGAGACCAGAGGAAGCUCAGCUUUUACCCAUUUCCUCUACAUGAUAAAGAGAGAUUAGAAAAAUGGUUGCGGAAUAUGAAACGUGACACGUGGACUCCCAGUAAACAUCAGGUCCUCUGCAGUGACCAUUUUACACCAGAUUCUCUUGAUGUCCGAUGGGGGAUUCGAUAUUUGAAAACAACUGCAGUGCCAACUAUUUUCUCGUCGUCUGAUAAUCAGGAAAAAGGUGUUUCUCAGAAGAAAAUGCAUGAAAAAAGAAAGCAAGAUAUCAAGGAAAGCAACGUGUACUUAGUAACAGCACCACUUAAACCAUGCUCACCAAAAAGAAAUCCAAUAAUUGAAGAAAGCCUAUAUAAAAAAGCACUCUGUGUAACCUCAAACAAGUAUCCAGAAACAGAAGAACUACUUCAGGACACAGUAAAGGCUAAAGGUGACAUUGCAUAUCCAGAUAACUUGAUUGGACGGCAUAUGGAGCAAACAGGAUCUGUGUUAAUAGCAGCUGGUCUGCCAAAUCCAGCAGCUGUUGAUUCCAGUUCCCCAGAAAAUAAUUUCUCUAAUUCUGUAGAGAACUUCUUCAGUAAUGCAACCAGAGUUCUGCAAUCUUCAGUUCAUGAUCUGCCGUCAUGUCUAAAACGUGCAUCAGAUUCUAAUUUAGAGGCUACAGAUCUUGAACAUUUGGAUUCGCCUCUAGAAUUUAGUAGCACCACUACACCAAUGAAUGAUAUUGCGCCUGAUCAAUUGGACUGUGAUCUUGAAAGCUAUUCGGUACAGGUGCAGCAAAUGGAUGAGAACUCCAUGUUGCUCCAUACAGUAUCACAAGCUUUAGAACAAUUCAGUGGAAAUAAAGAGUCUGUUAUCACCAUUAUAGUUCCUUCUGACAGCUCAAGAACACCUUUCUUGUUAGAGGGCUCAUUCAUACCAGCGGAACAGGAAUUAGUUAACACUGAAGCAGAAAAUGUUGAAUGCAUCACAAACUGCAGUAGCAGUGAAGUGCUACAAACUGAGCAUUCAUACUGUAGGCAAGACACAAACAGGGAACAACUCUGGCAAAAAAUAGCAAAGUUGCAUUCUAAAAUAGAAGUGUUAGAAGUCCAGGAGAGAAAAACUUUAAGCAGACUCAAAUCUUUAGAGUUACUUAUUGCAAAGCUAAAGCAGGAAAACCUCCUUUCUGAAGAAAAGCUCAAGAUUGUAGAAAACUGUUUCACAACAUUUGAAGUUACUAUGAUAGAAUAAACGUUUUUAAAGUGA